Molecule: messenger RNA, 1911 nt
Organism: Triplophysa dalaica
Lineage: Eukaryota; Metazoa; Chordata; Actinopteri; Cypriniformes; Nemacheilidae
Product: zinc finger protein 883-like
Exons: 5
Coding region: 1-1803 (600 amino acids)
Biological process (GO): regulation of transcription by RNA polymerase II
Cellular component (GO): nucleus
Molecular function (GO): DNA-binding transcription factor activity, RNA polymerase II-specific; RNA polymerase II transcription regulatory region sequence-specific DNA binding
Source: RefSeq, a predicted model, not a curated record
AUGGAAAUCGUGGCUGUUGAGCGCGAUGUUCAUUUCCAGAUUCGACACGUCAAGCAAAUGAGAGUGUGUAGUGAACAUCCUUCACUAGACGACUUUAAACCUUUAAAUGGAACACGACGGUUUCUGAAAGCAACAGCUGUGCCCAUCAUCAAACCUCGGGUUCGGGAUGAAUAUACUGAUCAAACCUCGACAGAGUCUCUGGAUUCUGUGAGUAACGUAGGAGGACAGCGGCAGAUCCUGCAGAGGAUGAUUGUGAAGAUAUGUUCAGUCGAUCUGAUUGAGAUAAGAAAACCAACAGCAGAAGAACAAAUUGAUGAAGAAGACAGUGGUGAAGAUGGUGAUGAAGCUGACGGUGUUGAUAUUUUUGUUGUUAAAGUUACAGAAGUUGAAGAUUUUCUUCCUUCAGUUUAUAUCUUUAUCUCAAUAUAUUUCCUCUCUGAACAGAAGUCCAGACACACACAGGACUCAGAGCUCAGCCUCACUUUACUCUGUUAUACUGACACAAACCCCACAGACGCUCAGGACACUGUGUGUGACAGUAAUCACACCUUGAAUCAGGAUGAAUCUACUGAUCAAACCUCCACAGAGUCUCUGGAUUCUGUCUGUAACGCUGGAGAACAGCAGAUCAUGAACACCAUACCACUGAACAUGUGUUCUGUCAGAUUGAUGGAAAUAAAAACAGAACCCACGUCAGAGGAAGAUCAGACUGAUGAAGAUGAGAAUGAUGACGAUAAUGAUAAUGAUUUUAUACCUUCAGAUGAGAGCGGUGAUUCAUGUGGUGAUGGAGAAACGGCCUCUACAUCAAAACAGCGACUGACAGCACAAACUCUUUCCUGCAUCACCUGUGGAAAGACAUUCAGUUCACAGAGACGUUUAGAGACACAUGAGAGAAAACACACAGAACAGAAACUCUUCACCUGCACCAGAUGUGACAUCAGCUUUCCUACCUUACAAGAGAAGAAACUUCAUUCACAAGAGCACAGAGAGAAGCUUCAGUGUGACAUGUGUGAGAAGAUUUUUGCCUCUUCUGGUCCUCUGAAACGACACAUGAGGACACACACUGAUGAAAAGUCUUUCCACUGCAGUGAAUGUGACAAAUAUUUUAGCACCAAAGGAACUCUUGUUAUUCAUCAGAGAAUUCACACGGGGGGGAAACCGUACGCAUGUCCUCACUGUGAGUGGAGAUUCAACCACAAACCUCAUCUGACAAAACACAUGCGUGUCCACACCGGUGAGAGACCGUAUGAGUGCAGUGAAUGUGGAAAAACCUUUAAGACUUCAAGUGGUCUUAAACAACACCAAACAUCACAUUCAGAGGAGAAACUCUAUCAGUGUUCACGCUGUGAUAAACGUGUCCGUGAUAAAUUUCAUCUGAUACGUCAUGAGAGAAUUCACACUGGAGAGAAACCUUAUCUCUGCUCUCACUGUGGAAAGAGCUUUUCAGAUCCAAAUACUUUUAAACGUCAUCAGAGAGUUCACACCGGAGAGAAACCUCAUCACUGUAAUGUUUGUGGGAGAAGUUUUAGCCGCCAAUAUGUAUUAGUAAAACACCAGACAAUUCACACUGGUGAAAGACUUUAUAAAUGUUCUCAGUGUGACAAGACGUUUGCUCGAUUAGAUGUCUUGAGAACCCAUCAGAGAGUUCACACUGGAGAGAAACCUUAUCACUGCUCCAUCUGUGGAGAGAAAUUUGCUUAUUUAGGAAGUUUUCAGACUCAUCAGAAGAAACAUGCUGAAGAACAAACUGCUCUGGAAUCAUCUGAGACUUUACAAAGUGACGAGGUUGUAAAGUACAUCACGUGACCAAAAACUGUCGCUGGUCAGAAUGCCUUCAGUGUUUACUGGACAGAGAUGAAGAAAUAUCGUCAUGAGUCUAGUGUUGAGUGUGAUGUGUCUCCAGUCCAGCAGGAG